Messenger RNA from Triticum aestivum (bread wheat), 2138 nucleotides. RefSeq names its product IQ domain-containing protein IQM1. NCBI's taxonomy places the organism in Eukaryota, Viridiplantae, Streptophyta, Magnoliopsida, Poales, Poaceae. The transcript has 10 exons. Bases 287 to 1960 code for a protein of 557 amino acids. The record is from RefSeq and is a predicted model, not a curated record.
UGCAUACUUCAGCAGUGACCGCAGUCUUAGCUUCCUUGGGCAACAAAAUUACCCAGCCAUGGUCCCUUCAAGAACAAAAUUGACGUCUCCGGAGCCAGUCCAAGGUUUCGGUACAUACAUAUAAGAGGGAGCGUAACCUCCCCUGAGGUGUUCAUCGACAGCCACCACAGCCGUCUCACAUAAGAUUUCUCUCACCUCUCGACACCUUCUGCGAUUCCUGUCGCCUCCGGGGAAGACUCCACUUCUUGGGUUGCUGUUCCGAGACCACCAGGAGAAGGUUCAGUUUAUGGGAUUGUAUCGUCGCACGUGGUCUGGAGUUCUUGGCACAGAGAUCUCCAGUCCGAGGACACACAAAUUCGACAUGGUUAACAAAAUCCCAGCUCCUUGGGAUGAACAGAAGAAGAACAUGACACUGAAAUCACAAGGCCAAGAACAUCUCUUCUCCAAGGCCACACUGAUGCACUCUGUGAGUUUCAAACAGUGGCGAGGAGGAGAGGAAUCCACAGGUUCAGUUCAGAAUAAGAGCAAACAGAGCCUGGUAAAUGGCAUCCAAGACCGACGCAACUCUGACGCAUUGAGCCCCAAUGUUUCAUCCAGCCCCAAAUGUGAGCUUGAUGCCGCAGCCGUGAAACUUCAAAAGGUUUACAAGAGUUACCGGACCAGGAGAAACCUCGCCGACUGCGCAGUCGUCGUAGAGGAGCUAUGGUGGAAAGCACUGGACUUUGCAUCACUGAAGCACAGCUCGAUAUCGUUCUUCAACGGCGGAAAGCCCGAAACGGCGGCGUCGCGGUGGGCGAGGGCAAGGACAAGAGCGGCUAAGGUUGGCAAGGGGUUAUCUAAGAACGGGAAGGCUCAGAAGCUGGCAUUGCAGCACUGGCUCGAAGCUAUUGACCCUAGGCAUCGAUAUGGGCACAAUUUGCAUAUCUAUUAUGAUGUCUGGUCCAGGAGUGAGAGUACGGAGCCCUUUUUCUAUUGGUUAGACAUUGGGGAGGGCAAAGAAAUAAAUCUUGAGAAUUGCCCUAGGAGUAAACUUCAGGGGCAGUGCGUCAAGUACCUUGGACCACAAGAGAGGCAACACUAUGAAGUUGUUAUUGAGGGUGGCAAACUUAUGUUCAAACAAACCGGGGUUCUUGUGCACACUUCGGAUGACUCCAAGUGGAUUUUUGUCCUCAGCACCACAAAGGCAUUCUAUGUUGGCCAGAAGAAGAAAGGAUCGUUUCAGCAUUCCAGCUUCCUAGCUGGUGGAGCCAUAACAUGUGCUGGACGAUUGGUGGUCAAAGAUGGAAUUCUCAAGGCAAUAUGGCCAUACAGUGGCCACUACCUUCCAACGGAAGACAACUUCAGAGAUUUCAUUCGCUUCCUUCAGGAGAACGACGUUAGCCUCACCGAUGUCAAGAAAUCUGAUGUCGACAAACAUGACGAGUACCCGUUGCUGAGCAACUCUGACGCUCAGCCUGAACAUGUUGAGAAUAACGAUGCAGCAGGUGCCGCUGCUCAAGAUCUGACAGAAGUUGAGAUAGACGGCGUCCUCACCGGCGAGGCAUAUCAUGGAUCGGCCGACCACGAUGACAUGAGCGAUGCUGAGGAAGAUGCCGGCACUCCGGUGGACUCCCACACCACCGACACCGAAGAAGAAGAAGAGGCCAAUAAUAUUUCAGAGCAGCGGCCGCCUGCAAGUGUCGAUCGUAGCAAGAACCAUCAGACGUGCCGGUGGUCGACGGGCACCGGUCCACGCAUCCGGUGCGUGCGCGACUACCCGCAGGACCUCCAGUCCAGGGCCCUCGAGCACGUCAACCUCUCGCCCAGGCUCGCCGGCUCGCCGUCGAGGAAGAGGGACCCGGUGCCCUCGCCGCGCCCCAGCCCGGGGAUGAUACUCUCGCCGAGGCUCGCGUCCGUCGGGUUCCAGCCCCGGACGGUGUCUCUCACGCUCCCAGACUUCAAGAGGAGCAGAUUGCAGUGAACAAUCCUGUUUUCGCGUAGCAGAUCAGGAAUUCAGAAUAACAACCGGUCCAUUUUUCUUUCUACACAGGCAGUGUUUUUUUUUUUUUGAGAAUUCAGGGCAGUGAUUCUUUGCAGCUGCUGCGUCAGCCCAAAUUCUGAAAAACGCUACGUUAGCCGAUUUCAUUUUUUCCCGUGCA